UCCGUGCGUGGAGCGUCCGUGCCUCGCUCCUGGGCUCCCGAGCUCCUGGGCUCCGGAGCUUUGGCCUGUCAGCCUGUGGGAGCGGCUCCGCGGAGGGACAGCACAAACAUGGCAGCGCUCACAUCGCUCACUCAGCUGUCCAGUGGGAACCCCCUCUUUGAGAGCUUCUACAGACAGGUGGACCCAGGGAACACGGGCAGGGUGGGGCCCACUGAAGCAGCUCUGUUUCUGAAAAAGUCUGGCCUGCCUGACACCACACUGGGAAAGAUCUGGGACUUGGCUGAUCCUGAUGGAAAAGGCUAUCUGGACAAACAGGGCUUCUAUGUGGCUCUGCGCCUGGUGGCCUGUGCACAGAGUGGCCAGGAGGUGGCACUGUCCAGCCUCAGCCUCACCGUUCCACCACCCAAAUUUAAGGAUAGCAGCAGUCCGUCUCUGGGCAGCGUGGUGCCGGGUGCUGGGGAGCAGCACUGGGCUGUCAGGGCCGAGGAGAGGAGUAAGUUUGAUGGGAUCUUCGAGAGCCUGGCUCCUGUGAACGGGCUCCUGUCUGGAGACAAGGUCAAACCUGUGCUCAUCAACUCCAAGCUGCCUCUGGACAUCCUGGGCAAGGUGUGGGACCUCAGCGACAUUGACAAAGAUGGCCACUUGGACAGGGAUGAGUUUGCAGUGGCCAUGUACCUGGUUUACCGCGCCCUGGAGAAGGAGCCUGUCCCAUCAGUGCUGCCCCCCUCGCUAGUCCCUCCAUCUAAGAGGAAGAAGAGCCUGGUGUCUCUAUCCGGGACAUUGCCAGGUGUACCUGGUGUACCCGGUGUGCCCGGUCUGCCUGCCAGCCCCCCACCCCCCAAAGACUCCCUGAGGUCCACCCCGUCCCACGGCAGCAUGACCUCCCUCAACAGCACGGGCAGCCUGUCCCCCAAGCACUCUCUCAAGUCUGCUCAGCAGCCUGUGAAUUGGGUGGUGCCUGUGUCAGAGCGUGGUCGCUAUGACGACAUCUUCCUGAAGACAGAUGCAGACAUGGACGGCUUUGUGAGCGGGCUGGAGGUCAAAGACAUUUUCAUGCAGUCAGGACUCUCCCAGAAUGUCCUCGCACAUAUAUGGGCUUUGGCAGAUACCAGGCAGAUGGGGAAGCUGACCCGAGAACAGUUUCUCGCCAUGCACUUGAUCCAGCAGAAAGUGAGCAAAGGCCUGGACCCUCCCCAGACUCUGAGCGCAGACAUGAUCCCCCCGUCGGAGAGGGGGACCCCGGUGCCUGGCAUGGCAGGAUACAUGGCCCCAGCAGGAUCUGACAUGGCAGCUCUGUCUGACAUGAGGAGGGACAGUUCCAGCUCUGUGGGGUCAGGAGAGUUCACCGGCAUCAAAGAGCUGGACGACCUGAGCCAGGAGAUCGCACAACUGCAGAGGGAGAAGUACACUCUGGAGCAGGACAUCAGAGAGACUGAGGAGUCCAUCAGGCACAAGACCACCGAGGUCCAGGACAUGCAGAGUGACCUGGACAGGGAGACGGCCGCCCUGCAGGAGUUAGAGGCACAAAAACAGGAGGCGCAGGAGCGGCUGGAGGAGAUGGACCAGCAGAAGAACAAGCUGGAGGACAUGCUCAACGAGGUCCGCAUCAAGUGUCAGGAGGAGUCGCACAUGAUCUCCAGCCUGCAGAGCCAGAUCCACUCUCAGGAGUCCGACCUCCACAGUCAGGAGGAGGAGCUGAGCCGGGCCAAAGCAGACCUGGGCCGGCUGCAGCAGGAGGAGAGCCAACUGGAGCAGAGCCUCAGCGCGGGCAAGAUCCAACUGGAAACCAUCAUCAAGUCCCUGAAGGCCACGCAGGACGAGAUCAACCAGGCUCGCAGUAAGCUGUGCCAGAUCCAGGACAGCCAGCAGGAGGUGUCUCGGAGCAUCGAGCAGUUCAACAGCACCCUGAACGGCACCCACGGGGGCAGCAUGACCAACCUGGCAGACAUGGGCGAGACAUUCAGUGACCGGGAGAACGGGGGAUUCACGGCACCUAGACCCACCCAGGUGGAGGAUCCAUUCAAAGUGAAGGCGUCGGUGUUCCCUGGCCAGCCCCAGCCGGUGUUCCCCAGCCAGCCUCAGGAGCUGCACUGUGACCCCUUCCACUCUGAGGACCCCUUCAAGAGUGACCCGUUCAAAGGUGACCCCUUCCAAACUGACCCCUUUGCAAAGCUGCCCACAGGACCUGCAGAUCCAUUUGGAGGAGACCCGUUUAAAGAGACAGACCCGUUCAAGUCGUCCUCCGAAGAUUUCUUUAAGAAGACCACCAAGGACCCCUUCUCUUCAGCAGACCCCUUUAACAAAAGUGCUACACUGCCAUCCAAGCAGCAAACCAGUCACUUUCCGAGCGCUGACCCCUUCUCUUCAAGCAACCCAAAGUCUAAAGGAGCCGAUUUGUUCGGCUCCCUGGACCCGUUCGGCAGCAGCUCCUUCAGCAGCACUAACACCUCCGCAGGCUUUGCAGACUUCAGCCACAUGUCCAAACCCAGAGACCCAUUUGAGGGCAGGGCCAGCUGGCUGCCAGACUACCAGAAGUCAGUAUUUGCAGAAGACCCGUUCAGUAGAAAAAGUGACACCCCAGCUCUGCCCCCAAAGAAAGGAGUCCCGCCAAGACCCAAGCCACCCAGCGGUAAAAGCACGCCUGUGAGCAGUGAGUCCAGGAGCGAUCCGUUCCAGCCCUUUGGCUCUGAGCCUGUGGACCCCUUCCACAGUAAGAAGGGAGUGGACCCCUUCAGUGGCAAAGACCCCUUCGCUCCAGCCUCCACCACAAGAGGAGAGAAAGGCAAGUUUGGGAACGAGGCGCAGCAGCUGGAGUGGGCCAAACGCGAGAGCGAGAGGGCGGAGAGAGAGAGACUCAAGAGACUCAGGCAGCAGGAGCAAGAAGACCUGGAGCUCGCCAUUGCACUGAGCAAGGCCGAGAUGUCCAACGCCUGAGGACAUGUCCCCCAACAUGUCCCCCAACAUGUCCCCCAAUGGCUGAAGACAUGUUCGCCCAACAGCUGAGAGGACAUGUUCACCCAGCAACCUAGGACAUGUCACCCUAUGGCCCCUGACCUACACCUCAGAGGACAUGUCCCCCUGUCCCACAGCAGAGAGGACAUAUCCCCCCAGCGCCGGAGAAGACAUGUCCCCAUCGCCUGUGAGGACAUGUCUACUGUCUACUCACUGUUUAUUAUGAAGACUAAUGGUAAUUACUGUACUUUGGAGAACUUCAAACUAAGCCUGUUGAUUGGUGAAGGAGGAUGGUUCCAGCUGAAUGUCCCUCCCCCAGGACUGAGGGGCUGAGGGGACACAGAGCCAGGACUGUCUUUGCUUUGGACCUCCCUUCCUCCACACUCAGAGUUUGGGUGGAAGUCUGCCUAUUCUCCUGGGGUUCUCCAGAAGCUGCUGCUCUACACUGGUCUGAGAACUUCAGGACUCUUGUAUUAUAAAAUGUCCCAUGUGUUGUGUCUCCGCCUACGUCUCGACUGCUUAUCCUGAUGACUUCCUCCAGGGAUCCUACAUAACAGGUCCAGUGCUUUUUACAGUAUGUUACAUGUGGGUGAGUCUGCAGGGGGUGGAGGUGACCUCACAACAUUCUAGAGGCCUAAUCAUUAAAGGUGCACUAUGUAACUUUUCUGGCAAAUGAAGAUGAGAGACUGUGAGACAGUGAUAUGCAGAUUUUGUUGUAAUAUUGCAGGUCUAACCAAUAGAAUGUCAUUCACUGAUUUCAGCUUCCUGUUUGUAGGCGCCACUUUGAGGAUAAUGAUAAAAUAUUUUCUUUUGACUUUUUUAUCACUUUAGCAACAGUGCUAAUUUUUCAUCUCUCUGAAACCCAUGGAUUGAUUAAUUGGUAUUUUCAUAAGAAAUACCCCAAAAGAUAUUGGCUCUGAUCAGUAAUGACAAUAAUGGUCCUUAUAGUUGCUAUUACAACACAUACACUACUGAUCAAAAGUUUUAGAACACCACACUUUUUCCAGUUUUUUACUGUUGACCAAAACAUAUUUUAAACUUUUGAUUGAUGUGUGUGUCCAGCUUUGGCAGAUAGAACAGCCGAACACACUUGCGGCUCAUUCUUUUUACAAUAGAAAUCAAAUAUUGUUCAGAAAGUUCUUCCCAAGUCUGUUGCAGAAGUUUCCAUAAAUGUGUGGCACUUGUAGGUUGCUUCACUCUUCUGUCCAGUUCAUCCCAAACCAGCUCCAUGGGGUUUAAGUCUGGACACUGUACUGCUGCUGGACACUCCAGGUUUUCAAGCUUUAUCAUCUUGUUCUUUUUUCCUGAGGUCGUUUUGGUAGAGCUUGAACUUGUGUUUUGUGUCUUUUAUCUUUUUUAACCUCUGUCUGUUCAGUUUUUACCUUUGUACCAUUUCAAGCUCUUCAUUGGACUUGCACAACUUGUUUUGAAUUGUAAAAAAUAACUGGAAAAAUAGGAUGUUCUAAAACUUUUGACCGGUAUUGUAUGUGUGGGAUAGUAGACAUAAUGUAAAUGCAUCAUACCUGCAUCGAUUCCAUAUUACAGGCCUGUAGAAAGUAGAGAUGUCAUCUGAAACGCAGUAAUAGAGUGAAUCUUCUCUGUCUAAUGCAGCUCUAUGGUCAAACACAGACACCCCCACCCGCUCCUACUGUUGGUCAGUCUCUGUAAGGUUCUGAGUGAGUGACAGGUGGUUUCAACCAAUCACAGUGAAGUAUGAGCUCUCACGUGAAACAGAUGGCUUUAGUUACCUCAUGAUAUAAAACUAAUAACUGUACCAGAGCUAUGAUAAACAUGUACCUAACCUUAAUGAAAGCCCUGAUGUAUGGUUUAGUUUUACUCUGUGGCUGGAUUGAUGAGUCUAUUAUAAGGGACAGUUUUAUUUUACAUACAACUGUACAACCAACUUAAAGAGGGGGUAUUAUGCAAAUUCAUCUUUUUGGAAUUAGUUAUAACGUUGUUCCCUCAGCAAAAACAUGCCUGGAGACAUUUUAGAGUCAUCCAUGCAUGUUUGAGCAAUCUAGCGAUCUCUCUUGGGCCCUAUGGGAACCCUUCUUAUGAUUAGCUAUAAGAUUCUGUACAAGGCUCCGCCCACAAGCCUACAUCAGCCAUGCUCCCACACGACAUUUCUCCAUAAAUACACGAAAACAGGAUGUGCAGUAGUUUCAUUAGCGGCAUGCACGCUGAUUGUGUUGUGUAGUGCUCUGAAGGGGAAGUGGCUUAGUGCAGAGAGCAUAUAGAGGGGAGACUCGUAGCAUCACAAAUUCAACUGAAACAUAUUAAUACAUUGUUUUCAGUGAAUGUACCAUGCAUUUUCAAAACAUUCAAAGAUAACAUGGUGAUCUAAUCCGUGUAUCAUUCUUUUUUUUUUUUUUCAAAAUAAAACCCAAAAUAAGAAAACAAAAAAACCAACUAUUUUCUUCAUUAUUUGUCUCAUUAUUUGUUUUUUCCAUUAUUCAUUUAAACACAAAAUUGAAAAAACUAAUUGUUAUCUGUUUUUUCAUUUUGGUUUUGGAGACAAAUAAUGAAGACUUUUUUUUUUUUUUUUUUCAUUUUCUUACUUUAGAUUUUAUUUUGAAAAACGAAUGAGCGAAUAAUACACAGAUUUGAUCUAAAUUUAUACAAUGAAUCCCUCACAGAAGUGCAAUACCUCCUCUUUAAGUACUGCUUCUGUGUCUGACCCAAGCACAAGCUGCUGUUACACAGCGACCUACUCCAGCCAUGUUCGUUACAUUUAAGAAACAUGACUCCAACACAUUAAGCAUUUUGUAUUCUUCUGACUAAAACUGUGAUUUUGUCGAGGGCACUCACAUUUUCAUGUACAUGUGGAAUAACAUUUGUAUUUAUUUAUUUUAAUUUUUUUGUGCUAAAUGUGUUUAGUUUUAACAAGAAUUUGUCAUGAUAUGUUAUUAUUACCACUGGUUGUUUACAGCUGCGUUAAAUCACAAAUGAACUGAAGGGAAGAAGUGGUUGUGAUGUAUUUUAAUGGAAUUGUUUAAAUUGUGUGUUGUAGAGGUGGGCAAUAUAUCAUUAACUGAACAGUUCUGAAGAUAUGCAAGGACAAUGAGUAUAUUGUCUAUAAUAAAACUAAAUAUAAUAUUAAUAUAAGCAAGUGAAAUUUCUGGAUUUAAUGUUAAUUUGACAGUCCUUUCACUUUUGUUUGACCAGGACAUUUAAGCCCCAUGCACACAUAAAUCCCAGAAAACUGCCGGGUACAAAAUGCCAGAAUGGAACCAUGUAGUGUAACCAGGAAACCAAGCUCGUAACCAAGGAAACUAAGCAAUGUUACUGUCAGUUUUCUGGCUUUAUUCACACACAAACCGUCCCUGUGUAUUUCCAUUUACCUGGGAAAUCUGCAAUUCAAAAGCCUCAUUCACACACGCAGCCUGACUUGGGAAUGUACCUGCAUUUUGCCAGAAGAAAGCCAGAAUUUAACUAUAUACUCAAUUAUGGCCAUACCACUUCUUGGUUUUCUCGGUUACAAGCUUUUCUGGUUAUUCUACAUGGUAAUGUUUCACUCUGGUUCAGUGUAAAUGAUGCUGUUGUGAGAAAGAGCAGCUGCACAAAUGCAGGUUAUGUGUGAACAGAGCAGACCCAGCAAUGUUCUGGGACUGGUGCAUGUGUGAACGGGUGCCACUGCUGAAUGUUCUUUUUGUACCCAGGGAACUAUGUGUGAAUGGGGCUAAAUAUGCAGGAAAAUAGUUGUGGCUUUGUUCACACAUGACCCUGUUCUGGUAAAGUGCAGGUAAACUCCCAGGCAAGGCUGCAUGUGUGAAUGGGGCUGAGCAAACCAGUUUAAGCACAUUCCUGGUGGAUUGUAAAAAUAGUUGAUUACAGUUCUUGGGGAAAGUAGUUUUGUGAGUAUGGCCCACCCCUACUGUAUAGUUUUGUUUCUCCAGUUCUUCAUAUCAUACAUGUUCUCUGGAAAGCAGACAGUGUUUUCAGUAUUCCUGAUUUGAAUUGCUUUGUUUUGCACACGCACGGCCAAUGCUGAUGUGGCUCAUGUUAAACGGAAGCGAGCUCCUGUAGUUUCCUCUGGUGUUUGUUUGGUCUGGUCUCUGAGGUGGACGCCUGAAGCAGGUGUACAGACGCUUUACUCCUGGGCUGCAUGAUAUGAACGCUAAAAUACUACAAUAAUCAACAAGGCCUGUCUCAUUUAUAUGCUGCAGAAAAUAUGACGAUAAAUUCCACAAAACAAUAUUUUAAAUUAAAGUUGCACUCUGGAACCUAUCUGCUUGCCUCCAUGGAGAUGUUACUGCUUUCCCUGAAAUGUUCCACAGUAUGGCAUUAAACAAUGACUUAAAUAAUCUUUUUUCAAUUACAGGUGUUGUUAAUGCUCAAAAAUAAAUGCCUUCCACAGAUCUGAUCUGUAACUUGACAGUGUCUCCCAGUUGUCUCCAGUGAGAUGGGUGAGUUAAAUGCUAUACUUUGGAACAUUGCCUUGAAUUCAACAUACUGAACUUGUUUGUUGUUUGAGUAGAGAGUUCUUUGUCAGAAGGGCCGCUGGUGCAGAUUGGCAUGUUCACGUCCUACAGUCUGCCCCAGGGCAGCUGUGGCUACAAUAAUAUCUGAUCACCAGUGAGAGUGUAGUGAGUGAAUACUGCACUGUGGUGUUCUGUCUGACUUGGAAGGCACUAGCUCACAACUUAAAUAUGACUGAAAAUCUUCCAACACACUAUAGAAACAGAAAUAAUAGUUUGACUAGUUGACUGCUUUUCCUCCAAAUAUAAGUUUCUCAUUGUUGGGCCAUAUUCAAGAGGAAAAGUGUGUUAGGUGGAAGGGCACCAAGUGCUACCAUAUCUUUGUUUGUUUUAACAUGAGUAUUGCAGUAUUUCUAUCAUUUGUGAGUAUUUUAUGCAGCCCUGGUGUAGCUUGACCUGGACAAAUGUCUGCGUGACACGUACUGGCUUCAUUCCUCAGUUGUGCAAUAGAUGUUACAUACUUUUUAGUCU
Boleophthalmus pectinirostris (great blue-spotted mudskipper) is the source of this 7901-nucleotide messenger RNA. RefSeq names its product epidermal growth factor receptor substrate 15-like 1. Gene Ontology annotation, molecular function: calcium ion binding; cadherin binding. The record is from RefSeq and is a predicted model, not a curated record. Gene Ontology annotation, cellular component: plasma membrane; cytoplasm; clathrin coat of coated pit. Gene Ontology annotation, biological process: endocytosis; endosomal transport. Lineage: Eukaryota; Metazoa; Chordata; Actinopteri; Gobiiformes; Gobiidae.